UUUUUGACGGUGUUUUUACGUACUUUAGCUGCGUACUUUGUUCCGUUGUCUAAUUAGCUUUGCAAAGUAGUGCGCUCGGCUUGUAUAUUCGGAGAAAGCACUUUAUAAUCUACUUUUAGGCUAUUGUGCUGUUUUGAGUCUGUUUAUCAUUGACUGCGUACUUUUAUUGUGCGCCUAAUCCAUGCAAAUAAGUUUUAUCCAAGCAGUGGAGGUUUUACUUAGAUCUGUGGUAAAAAGUGGUUUCUAGGUUAAAGUUAAACCGCGAGUUUUAUAUGAUUUUCGUGUGCUGAAACUCAUCAUAAGAAACUUGAAGCUCUUCUCCAGACAAACUGACCAAAUUGCCCUCGUCACGCCCGACCCAUUCGGCCCGCGGGAGUACUCAGAGUCAGUCUCCGUUUUCUCGCACAGUCGUUUAGUGUAAACCUCGUGGACUUCUGCUUCUGGCUAUCGACAUUUUCAGCGCGGAGGAUUCUAAAUCAAAAUCAGUGAGUCUCUUGUUUUUCAAAGCAUCUUUCGUUUGUCAUGGCUUUUCGUUUUCGCCCCGAAUACAUGAAAACGAUUUACCCACAUCUGAUUUGAUUGUCUCGAUUGCGCGACGGUUUUUCUUAAUUAGAAUAACUAGCCAAGUGUCUUAUUCUUUAUUCUGAUCAGUAAUUACUGUGUAUUGUAAAUAGAUAGCUGUACUAAUACUACUGUAAACUUAUGCUUCCUUAUCUGUUUGAACAAGGCUUGUGUUCUGCUCAAAACACUGAUUGUGCGCGAUUGAUUCAGUGUCACACAAACAAAAACAGUUGAUGUGAUUCUCAGACAUAUUUUGUCUCUGCUUACGCAGUGAAUCAAUCUGGAGACGCCACCCCUCGGUCUGAAUCAGUGCCGGGCCUUUUUAGAAAUACUAAGAGUCUUGAAGGUAUUUUUUGAUUGAAAAAAAAGUUUUCCGCGAUACAUGCAGGCUUUUAACUUUCCUUUAUGGCGCUCAACAGUAGCUCGAAAAAGCAGCCGAAUGACACAAAAAACAGAUUCAGACAAUUCAUAUGUUUAAAGGCGAUAUUUUUGUACCAAAACCCAAUGAACAUUUUCUCAGUCGUCGAAAAAAACAGUAAUCAUUUUAGCGCAUUCCUAAGCAUAUGGAAGAGUUUGCAAUCGCGGGAAUGUAAAAAUAAAGAGUUCGAGGCUACGUGAAGGUCUUUUAAGUGGUGUACUGUAGAAGGGUGGGUCUAUAGGGUUGCUGUGUGAGGCUUAACACUUACAUAAGUAUAGUAUUCAACCACUUUAACGAGUGACAAGUGUUAUCCGAAAUAUGGCGCAAUUGUUUUAUUCGACCUGUAAGGACGUUAGAAUUAAACCACGUACCCUCUUUGUGAAGUAUUCAUUUGUUAUUUACCUUUGACUAAGCGGUUCAUUGAGCUGUCAGCUUUGGCCAAAUCAUUUUGCACAGCAGGGGGCAAGGUUCUGACACAUAAAUCGAGCAGAAAUAUGGCGUUGGAGUUAAUAGUUCUUGCAGCGCUGGUCAUAACCGCUGCCCUCUUAUACAGUGUACUUUCACAUCGAAUGGAGAACCCAAAACUCCCUCCUGGUCCAGUUCCUCUCCCAAUUAUUGGCAACAUGCUUCAAAUGGGAACAAAACCGCAUCUUGGCCUAACGAAACUUGCAAAGAAGUUCGGCAAGAUAUUUCGACUUACUGUCGGGAUUCAUCGGAUAGUGGUUGUGAACACCAUCGAUGUUGCUCGUGAAGCACUCGUAAAGAAGGCCAACGACUUUGCAGGCCGACCGCGACUUUACACGGCGGAUCUCAUUUCCCGAGGAGGCAAAGACAUUGCAUUUAGUGACUUUACCCCCACAUGGAAAUUGCAGAGAAAAAUAGCGCAUUCCGCGCUGAAAAUGUUUGGGCAAGGUAUCAAGCCCAUUGAGGAGAAAGCAUGUCAGGAGAUUAACGAACUUAUCAAACGGUUUGAGUCGGUCGAAGGGCGCGCGCACGACCCUCAACAUGACAUCAUCUUGGCUGUGAUAAACAUCAUCUGCGCAUUCGUGUUCGGUUCGCGCUAUGAUUUGGAUGAUCCUGAGUUCUACACCAUUCUCCACUACAACGAGCAGUUUGUUCAAGGAUUCAGAGCUGGAAAUCUGGUGGAUUAUUUUCCGUGGUUACGCCACUUUCCUAGUAAGGGAGUAACACUCAUCAAACAGGCUGUCAAAGACCGCGACACCAUCUUACAGAGGAAGUUUGACGAGCAUAAGAGCACGUAUCAAGAUUGCGUGACGCGUGACCUCACUGAUGCCUUAAUUAAAGCCAUGCACGAGUCUCAUGCUGAAAAUCCCGGAAGGUCAUUACCAAUAUCCGAAGAUCACGUGGUUUUAACCAUGAACGAUAUCUUCAGCGCAGGCCUAGAGACCACCUCCACAUGCGUGCUGUGGGCGCUUGCGUAUUUAGCUCUGAAUCCUAAAGUGCAAGAGAAAAUCCAUCAAGAGUUGGAUGACGUAAUAGGGAGGGAACGCCUGCCAGAAAUGUCAGAUAAGCCAAACUUGCCAUAUUUGGAGGCUACUAUAUAUGAGGUGUUGCGUUACAGUUCUCUGGUCCCGUUACUGUUCCCACAUUCAACAACAACUGAUACGAAUCUCAAUGGAUUUGACAUUCCUCAGAACACAAUUGUGCUCUUCAAUGUCUGGGCUAUGCAUCACGAUGAAAGGGAAUGGGACAAGCCACAUGUAUUUGAUCCUUCACGUUUUCUAGAUGACGAUGGCAAACUUAUUUGCCCUGGAACUCUAAGUUAUCUGCCCUUUUCGGCCGGACGACGCGUGUGUCUGGCCGAAUCACUCGGGAAAAUUCAACUUUUCCUGUUUAUUUCUCACUUAUUACACAAGUUUCGCUUUAGUGUUCCACACGACUCAAAGGCCCCGGAUUUGGAAGGAAUCUUUGGUGCCAGUUUAUGUCCCAAGCCUUACAGUCUAUGCAUUGAGAGACGCUACUAGACUGGCACCAUCUGAACAUGAAUCGACGUGAACCGAAGUGAACAUUCUGGUUAUAAAUUCAGAUGGUUCCAUUUAUCGCCUGAAUAUCAAUGAUACAUCGCUUGAUCGGUAACAGACAAUCGGUGUUAGCCGGGAAAGAUUGACUAUUUGUCACGGUAUUUACAUAUCUGAAAGUGACACAAUUGAUACGUCAAGUAACGCAAAUUUUCACAAUACGAGUCCAGAUGGAUCUAAAUAACGAACAUCUCUGAUCGAAUACUUGAUCAGUCGGAACUAAAAAUCAAUGCAGAACAUAGAUUAAACUUUUGUGACUGUCUAUUUAUUAACCUCGAAUGAGAAAAAAGGGAAAGAAUUCCUCUAAAAGUUUUCAAGUAAUUUAUUACCAGAAUAGCAUAAUAACCAAACACAUGACAAAUAUAAUUCAUGUAUAUCGUGAUGCCAAAUUUUGGAAAAUUUUCAGGACGAAUUGGGUUUUUCAAUGAUAGAAAACAAGAAAACUGCGUGUAAACUGACCAAUACAGUCAUGUAUUCAAGUAGACAAGCAUCAAACUUUAAAAUUGUAUUCCUAUAAAACAAAGAAAGUUUGAUUGCAAAGUAAGAAUGAAUAUAUAUUCCAAUAAUUUAUCUCAACAAUUCAGUACGCCAAGAAAUUAGUAACAUAAUCUUUUGAAUCCUUCCUCAUUUCAUUGAAUUUUGGUAAAUUUCUUCGUCCCAAUUGACAUUUUCAUAAAUGUAACAGUGUUGUAGUUUUGUAUUUUAAAAGAAUCUGACGGAUAAAAGGUACUUCUUUAAUUAUGUAAAGGUUCCAAGUUAUUAUAGCCACAUCAAGUGAAGACUUAUUGUUGGUUACUUUUUAAACACUCUGCUGAAAAUCACUGACUUCCUUAUACCAGUUCAUGACAUAGUGAGGCAUUGUACAAAGAGUGCAGUCCAAGUGAGUUUAAAUUCCUUGAGGACAAAAGUAACUGAAAUAAACUUUUUAUAUAUGUUCAA
This is a messenger RNA of Pocillopora damicornis (cauliflower coral), 3957 nucleotides long. RefSeq names its product steroid 17-alpha-hydroxylase/17,20 lyase. Gene Ontology annotation, biological process: progesterone metabolic process; hormone biosynthetic process. Gene Ontology annotation, molecular function: heme binding; iron ion binding; steroid 17-alpha-monooxygenase activity. The record is from RefSeq and is a predicted model, not a curated record. NCBI's taxonomy places the organism in Eukaryota, Metazoa, Cnidaria, Anthozoa, Scleractinia, Pocilloporidae.